Molecule: messenger RNA, 2106 nt
Organism: Drosophila innubila
Lineage: Eukaryota; Metazoa; Arthropoda; Insecta; Diptera; Drosophilidae
Gene: Rab8
Product: ras-related protein Rab-8A
Exons: 5
Coding region: 661-1284 (207 amino acids)
Biological process (GO): protein secretion; cellular response to insulin stimulus; protein localization to plasma membrane
Cellular component (GO): plasma membrane; synaptic vesicle; trans-Golgi network transport vesicle
Molecular function (GO): GTP binding; GTPase activity
Source: RefSeq, a predicted model, not a curated record
AAAUCGUAACCUUUCAGCAAUACAUAACACUGCAACGAACCAAUCAUUUAUUGUACGGGCGUAAUUAGAAAGCAAUAAUUAAGCGUAAUUUUUACGUGUAACCAACAACAACACACUAAAUAAUUGUGAGUGCAGCACGUAUAAUUGUAAAAGAACGCGCGUUGCCUUGUUAUUGCAAUUUAAAGUGCUUAAAAGUACGUCGCCAUUUUUUGACAGGCUCGAAUCGACACACAUACAAAAGAAAACCAGAGUCAGAGCUGAAAAAAAGAAGACUGUGCGUGCUUGCGUGUGUUUGUUUGUGUCGGCUGUGUGUGGUUACGUCUAUGAAUUUUUUAUACAUACCAAAACCUACUUACAAAUUAAUACAUACCCGCAGCAGCUGCAGCCAGUUACAGUAACUUAAUCGCCGAUAUUAGCAUUCAUAUUAGUAUAGUGUAUAGUAAUAAUAAUAUUAAUAAUCGAAAACCACUGAUUACCAACCACCGCCAUAUAAACGAACCCGACAACAGCAGCAGUUAUCGACGUGGACGAUAACGCCAAAAAGGAAUAGCAGGCAGAAGUGAGCUGAGGGGCAUACGACGAGAACGAACUGCAUAUUUAAUAAUAUUCUGGCACAAAUAAAAGCACAACUGUGAUUUAAACAAAUAACAACAGAUUGAAAUGGCCAAAACGUACGACUACCUGUUCAAAUUGCUGCUUAUCGGCGACUCUGGAGUUGGCAAAACCUGCAUAUUGUUUCGAUUCUCAGAGGAUGCGUUUAAUACGACGUUUAUAUCCACAAUAGGUAUCGAUUUUAAAAUUAGAACAAUUGAAUUGGAUAACAAGAAAAUCAAAUUGCAAAUAUGGGACACUGCCGGCCAGGAACGAUUCCGGACAAUCACCACGGCAUAUUACAGAGGUGCCAUGGGCAUUAUGCUUGUCUAUGACAUAACACAGGAGAAAUCUUUUGAAAAUAUUAAAAAUUGGAUUCGAAAUAUCGAAGAGAAUGCCGCCGCUGAUGUGGAGAAAAUGCUGCUGGGCAACAAAUGUGAACUGAACGAUAAGAGACAGGUUUCGAAGGAACGCGGGGAACAAUUGGCUAUUGAAUAUGGUAUCAAAUUCAUGGAGACAUCCGCGAAAGCAAGCAUUAAUGUGGAAGAAGCGUUCCUCACGCUCGCCAGCGAUAUCAAAGCGAAAACAGAAAAGCGAAUGGAGGCGAACAAUCCACCCAAGGGAGGUCAUCAACUGAAACUCACAGAGACUCGAACAAAGGACAGUUGGCUGUCAAGGUGCAGUCUGCUUUGACGUGGCAAUGUGCGUGUGGCACUGAUGCGGCAUGGUGGUAAUAAUUAUGAUAACGUAUGUGGUAGUAGUUUUCUUAACUCCUGUUAAGUCCCAACAACAAAUACAUCAACAACAACAACAACAAAACGAGCGAAACUCCCCUGAAUAUGCGAGAUAAUAAAAUAAUAAUUAUAAUAUUAAUAUUAAUAAUAGUAAAGCUAAAACAUUUGUAUUUGCAAACGUGACAAGACCACAAGUUGUACGAAAUAUGCAUACGAAAUACUUAUACAUACAAUAUUCAUUUAAAGUUAAAACAAAUUAACUGACACGACUAUUGUGAAAACCUAACCAGCCCGCCCGCCCGCCUAUCGCCCCGCCCCGUUCCGCCCGCUCUGCUUUGACCUCUCCUUCGCCUGGAAGCAUUUCAUUUUUAUUAUGUAUAAUUUCUAAAAAUUUUCUGUAGCACGAAAUAAGCAGCCAAGGUUGUUCACAAUUUGUAAAACAAUGACACAAUAAUAAUAAAUUAAUAAAUUAGAAAAUAAAUAUAUAUAUUUUAUAUAUAUUUAUAUUUAAAUGCAUAUAAUAUAUAUAUAUAUAUGUAAUUUCGCUUGCAUUCUGAAAUAAUAUUUCAAUUAAUUCAUUUAAUAUAUAGUUCAUUUCGUGUACAACCCAUGAAAAUCCUUCAAUUCAUUUUGGAAAGCUGUUUAGACGCAUACGCACAAUUAUCAUAAAUCGGUCCAUUAAGAUAUCGAAAUAGUUCUCAUAGUUGCGGGUGCUUCUCCAUAUAUACAUACAUACCACACAGGGCAUUGUCAAUAAACGAACCGUUAUGAUCUAAUGAAA